GUUGACGCGGACGCGCGCACCCCAGCUCGAGAAGCUUUUUUUUUUUUUUUUUUCCAGCUAGACAUGGCGGCGGAACCUCAACCGGACUGGCUCUCCUGUCUUCCCCCUUUUUGGAGUUACGGUGUCACCCAGGAUGGACGUAUAUUCUUUAUCAACGAAGAAGCCAAGAGUACAACCUGGUUGCAGCCCGUAAGCGGAGAGGCUGUGAUAACAGGGCACAGAAAAACUCCAGAUUUACCAACAGGAUGGGAGGAAGGAUACACAUUUGAGGGCGCUCGCUGCUUCAUCAAUCACAAUGAGCGAAAGGUGACGUGUAAGCACCCUGUAUCAGGAGCUCCCUCCCAGGACAACUGCAUCUUCGUCGUGAAUGAACAUGUCAAAUAUGGAAAGCUUGUCCAUCCAGACAAGGCUGACACCAGGACAGCUCCGAAGACAGAGCAGGAAAAUAGCGGCAAUAAGAAGGAACGUCCCAUGAGCACCAUGAGCGAAGCGUCCAACUACACAGGUGGCUCGGACAACAGCAACUUCACCGGGAGCCCUGCCACCACUGUGACUCUCUCGUCUUCAUUCACACGGCCCUCAAGGUCUUCCAAAAAAGUUCACAACUUCGGUAAGAGGUCUAACUCCAUCAAAAGGAACAUCAAUACCCCAGUGGUCAAAAGCAACUGGCUUUAUAAACAGGACAGUACAGGCAUGAAGCUAUGGAAGAAGAGGUGGUUUGUUCUGUCGGACAUGUGCCUUUUCUACUACCGCGAUGAAAAAGAAGACAGCAUCCUGGGUAGUAUCCUGCUCCCGAGCUUUCACAUCUCCAUGUUGUCAGUGGAUGACCACAUCAGCAGAAAAUAUGCUUUUAAGGCUACUCACCCCAAUAUGAGGACAUACUAUUUCUGCACUGAUACAGCCAAAGAAAUGGAGUCCUGGAUGAAAGUCAUGACAGAUGCUGCCCUUGUCCAUGGUGGACCAGCCAAAAACUCAGCGCUGACAGCAGGGAAAUGCCCACAGAUAGACACGUCGGACAAGUUGAAAGUAGAUCAGCCAGCACCUCAGGAGUUGAACAAUGUAUUAAACAACAGACUCUUCAGCCGACCUGAGAUCCAGAACAAUGAACGAAAUCGUGAGCCUGUACGUCAACAUUCCUUAUCACGGACUGAUGCGAAACAACCGAAAGAUGCAGAUAAGCUCCACAGCGAGAAGGAACGACAGUACUAUACCUUACAGAAAGAUGGGGGGAGGUAUUGCUUAAAGCAAGACUGUGUGAGCUACAUGCUCCAAAAGGAUGGUGAGAAGUAUCUGCUGCAUAAGGGAGACGAAAAGUACAUGCUGCGAAAGGAUGGUGAAAAGUACUCCAUUCACAGGGACUUGGAAAAGUGCUCAGUUCAGAAAGUGGAUGACAAAUACAGAGCGACGCCAACAGAAGAAAACUGUAUACCAACCAAAGUUGGUGAUAAAUAUUUUCGGUCAAAAGAUGACGAGAAAUUUCUGCUGCAAAAAAUGGGAGUUACGCCCACCCUUGUGAACGAUACUCAGAAAUAUGUCCCUCAGAGGGAAGUGAGGAGGCAGCUUUCAUUAAAGGAGACACAGAGUAAAUAUGGAACAUUACAAAUUGUGGACAAGUAUAACACUUUGAAGGAAGUUAGGAAGUACAGCACACUCAGAGAAGGGGAUAAAUACGCUACCCUCAGAGACUUGGAAAAAUACGCUGCGCUUUGUCAUGGGGAUAAACACCGCUUCCAGCAAGAUCCCAGUGCAGCAUCGUCUCACACUAAAAUAAGCAACAUAAAGCUGCAGCCGGCCCAGGCAGCAGCUAUUGCAGCAGCGGUGUCUGCUUCCCGCCAGUGCCAGGCCGCCCUCACCUUGCCAAAGUCUGCGCAGGUAAAUGGAUCGGGGUCAGUUGACCACAAAAGCGACUGCAGCUCAGCAGCAGAAAACGAGAGCCAGGCAAGGGUUCCGGCUACUCCAGUUCAGGAACAAGAGAGAGGGUUGUCCAGACCCAAUUCCAUUCAGCAGGUGGAGCGUAUGGCUCGGACCCAAAAGGCCAAAGGGACAGAAGAGGACAGAAGUGUUUCAUCCUACCAGACCUUACCCAGAAACAUGCCCAGCCACCAUCCCCAGCUUGUACCCAGAUACCCUGAAGGCUACCGCACAUUACCCCGUAACAGCAUGAUGAGGCCUGACAGCAUCUCCAGUGUAGCAGGUUCAGUGUAUGAUCGGGCUCUUCGACCUGUCUCUACCAGCACUGUCACUACAGCGGAGAAGAGGAGGUCAAUGAGGGACGACACUAUGUGGCAGCUCUAUGAAUGGCAGCAGAGGCAGGCUUUCUCCAGGCAAAGUCUAGCUCAACCAGCAGGUCAUUAUGGGACCCUUCCGAGCAUAAAGACAAUGGGCAACAUAUCCGAACACGCUGCAGUACACUCCGUUCUCACCUCGCCAUCUCACGGAUCGUUAGCCCUCUACAACACACUGCCCCCUCCAAGCCAGCAAGGCGUUACCAAAACCAGCAGCUCCCACUCUGAGGUGUCUCCAGCGAUCUUUAGAGAAGACGGGACACUUGACCGUCUGCACAGGACACACCCUGCCAAGUUUGGAAGCACACUUGAUCGCCGUCCUGUGGUAGCCAGUGUUCCUCCUCAACCCAUUACAGCUCAGUCACUGCAAGGCAAAACGCCUGAGGAACUGACACUGAUGCUCAUCAAGCUCCGCCGGCAGCAGGCAGAGCUCAACAGCUUGCGGGAGCACACAGUAUCCCAACUAAUGGCCCUGGGAAUAGAGGGGCCCAACCCCAAGACUGAUGUUCUUUCCCAUCAUCUUCAGAGGAACCUUGUUUACCUGGACAACCAGAAAAAGGAGAAUGAGCCUCUUAUCUUCAUGAUUCACACUAUGAUCGAGAACUCGGCACCACGGCCGCAACUCUACCAGCAAAUCACUCCAGAUGAGUACCAAGACUGCCCUGCAAUCCAACCCACGGACGACAUUGAUACCAAACUGAGCAGGUUUUGUGAGCAGGACAAGGUAGUGAGGAUGCAAGAGGAAAAACUACAUCAACUACACAGAGAGAAGCACACUCUGGAGACAGCACUGCUCUCUGCCAGUCAGGAGUUAAGUGACCAGAGUAAUCCUAGUACUUCAGCCACACAAAGCCUCGUCCAGCAGAGAGAUGUGCUCCAAAAUGGCCUGCUUAGCACCUGCAGAGAACUUUCCAGAGUCACUACGGAGCUGGAGCGCUCAUGGAGGGAGUAUGAUAGGCUGGAGGGAGAUGUCACUUUGUCAAAGUCCAACCUACUGGAGGAGCUGGAAGCCCUGGGCAGCCCACAGACAGAGCCUCCAAGCGAGCAGCACAUUCAGAUCCAGAAGGAGCUGUGGAGAAUUCAGGAUGUGAUGGAGGCGCUGAGUAAAAAUAAGCCACAGCGCAGCACGGACAGUUGUUCUGAUUCCAAGCCACUCUCCAGCCUACAAAAGAAUGAGGCAGUGACACUGCUGCCACUCAGUCCUCUCAAGACGGGAAAUGGCGUUCCCCCCCGUCCACCUCUUCCACAGUACUACUAUUCAUCCGACCACCCCCCUCACAUGCCCUCCCACCAUCCGAACUCCAGCAGCCGCCUGCCUCCUUACACACAACGCCCCGAGGAUCGCAAAACCGGCUCUAGGAAUGCCGCGCACAGUCAAGGUCCAGACUAUCGGUUGUAUAAGAGCGAACCUGAGCUGACCACAGUCAAAGAGGAAGUGGAUGAAGUCAAUGUUGAGGACAAGGACAAAGACAAGAAUGAAACUGCUGCUGAGAAUGUUGACAUUGUAGCCUCAAAAGCAGUGCCCCUCUACCCAGUGGGCAUUGUUCCUCUGAGAACCAAAUCUCCUAUGAGCCCUCCUGAGUCCACGACAAUUGCCUCUUACGUCACCCUGAGGAAGACUAAAAAGCCUGAAUCCAGAUCAGCUCGUCCCAGAAGCGCACUAGUAGACCAGAUCGGCUAUGGGGAGAGAGAAGUGGGCCGACCCAGGAUGAGUGUGGAGGAGCAGAUGGAAAGGAUGAGAAGACACCAAGAAGCGUCAUCUCAACGAGAGAAGAGAAGAGAAGUCCUGUCCCGCUCGCAUUCAUUCAGCAAAGAUGACCCCUUUGUUGUGCUGCAGGUUCAGGCCCAUGCGGUGGGAACCUGUGCAGACCCUUUGGAGCUGGAAGCAGCCCUGAAGCAAGUGAAGAUGUUUCACAGUGAACAGAGCAGGACAGAAACUGAAGCUGUAUCUCGCGCAGAGGAAGUGCCUACUACAUCACAGGAGGUGUGUGAAGAAGCAUUGCAUGACAGGGGAAUUACUCUGCAGAGUGGAUAUUUGCUGCAAACUGAGACUAACAACACAGAAAAUGAGCUGUGUGAAGUGCAGACGGCAGUGAUUUUGGACCGGCACACUGAGACGCAGCAUGUGGAGAUAGUAAACCUUCACUCUUUUGAGGAUGAAAAAAGCAGAGAAGAUGUGACCAGCUCGCCAACAAAUAUCACCACUGAAAACAGCUUCCAGAGUUCUUAUCCGGAGAUGCCGAGCCCUGAGCCCAAAGAAGGGGAGUUAGAUGUGCUGCAACAGAAGGCCAGGGAGGAGAGCCUGGAGAAGCACCUAGAAUCCUACAACCAGCUACCAGCAAAUGACAAGAAACACAACAAUAACAACUUAUUGGCUUCACAAAUGUUCACUAUGCUGAGCAAUGACACGUGAGCAUCAACCUCGACAUCCACCACGGCAUCCCAUAAAGCCUGAAUGUAGCAAGUUGCAAAGAGCGUACUCCCCCCCCCCCCCCCCCCCCCCGGCUUCCUGCAUUUACAAGACCACUGCGAUGACACAAAAAGGAGACUGAAAAGUUGACUUCAAGCAGAGUCCGAGGCAGUCCUGAGACAUUAGGUGUCGUGUCUGUUUAGCUCCUCAUGUCCUGAUAUAGCCCAAAGUUUUUCUAUAUCAAAUUUUAUAUAUACAGUGUGUGUGUGUAUGUAUGUAUAUAUAUGGCUGUCAGUUACAUUUUUUUUAAUCAGAUUAAUCAGCCCUUUCAAUUAUGAUUAAUAGCAAUUGAUCACAGGUGCCAACUAUACCACACGCAGUACCAUAUUUUGCUCUGACACGGUAUUUGGAACUUGUUGUGCUUUGAGGAGAAGAGAAUUUAGCAUUGAACUAUAUGCAAAUUAUCUUUGGGUUUUUUUUUUUGUUUUUUUUUUCUCUCUCUCUUUUCCCAAAAGUCCCACUUUUGGAGCACAAUUUGCCGCCAAGCCCACCAGUCAGUCUCCUCUCUCGGCUUUUCACUGGUGUAAGCAUUGGCCUGAUCACUAACCUUAUAACAACCUGCGCCGGAUUUCAGAUUUCCAGAUUUUCCAGGUUUCGGUGGUCAAAAUAAAUUAAUGCAUGAUUAAAAGUGAUAAUUUUUGUGUGAUUAAUCAUGAGUUAACACUUUAACUUUGACAUCCCAUAUAUAUAUAUAUAUAUAUAGAGAGAGAGAGAGAGAGAGAUACACAAUAUAUAUAUACAUACACACACACAGGUGCAUCUCAAUAUCUCGGUGAACUUAGUUGAGUAGUUCAAUUUAAAAAAAACGAAUUUAAAAAAAAAAAAAAAAAAAGUGAACCUCAUAUUAUGUAGAGUGAAAAUGUUUUGAUUUGUUGAUGAUUAUAACUUAUAGGUAAUUGAAAGCCCCCCCCAAAAAAAAAUCCCCAUCCGGAUUUUACAUCAUAUCAAGACCAGUCAAAAAGGAUUUGUAAUGUAGAAAUUGGGAAGAAAUUGUUUCGAAUCUGUUUCAUGAAUCUGUAUAAUGCAAGUUUCACUUUUUGAAUUGAACGACUGAAACGCAAUGAAUUUGUAUUCAAUGUUCUAACUUUUGAUGCAGUAGUAUAUAUUAAUAUAUAUUGAUUGUUUCAAACUUUUAAUGCAUAAUUUCAUAAAAUAUACAAACGUUUGUAUGACUAUUAAAACUAAAUUAUAUUUGUCCAAUGCAGACAAAUGCAAAUGGCUUUUAAAGUCUUGUACGUUAGCUUUCUUUGUUUGAUUACUUUAUUGUGAAAGCUUCUGAACAAUUUUCUAACCGGUUUGCUGCUGAGCAGUUAGUGGUACAUAAGGUGUGGGCAUGUGACUAAAUUUCCUUGAUUGACUAUAGCUCAAUUAAUAUUUAUUAAUUUAUGAAUGAAUUAAGUGUAUGAAUGUUCUAAAAGUUCUACAUUAGUUUGUACGAAGACGUAUUAGAGCCACACUGGAAGAUGAAGAGGGGGAAAAAAAGCCACUUUCACAAAGUGACACGAUUCCUCAGGCAAGUUAUUAGAUGCCUGCCCCGGACCACCCCCUAGGCUCGCCCAUUUGCGCGCCACUGGUGUAAACUUGGGGCUUUUUGACUUUCUGCUCAGUUAGUACGUCUUCGGGUCUUGGCCGCAAAGUGAGUCGAGGGUAAAAGUGGACCUGAAACGAAGCCCUUGUUUUACAAUUCAAACGAGUUCGAUGAGUCAAAUGUCAUUUAAUAAUAGUAAUUAGAUUAUGUUUCUAACUGCAGCAAAAGUACAUUUUGAUAUACAGUCUUUCUUGAUAUAACUAUUAGAACUCGAAUAUAAAAUGAUUUACGGCAUUGGACAGCGUGAAGAGGGGAUAGUUGAUGUUGAAGUGUACAGCUGUAUUAUACUGUAUAUACUGGAGCAUUUGAGAAGUCUUAUGGUGAAUGGCAGCAAACUACAGUACAACACAUGCAGUGCUUUAUUUAAACUCCGAAGUGACCACCACUGGUUUCUGUUUGAACCUAAUGAUUUUUGAUUCAUCUGGAUUGACUCAAAAAUGUUUUAUUUUUUUGGGGUAGAUAUUUUCAGUCACUUUUUUUUUUUUUUUUUUUUUUUCUUCCCCUGUACCUUGAAAAAUAUGCUAUAAGGAAAAAGGUGGACAACCCGAAAUGGAAAAGAUUGUGAAUUAGUAUCCGUCCUAGCAGGUGGAGAAUCAAAGAAUAGCACAUGUACAAAGCAAUAAGUAAGGUUUAAGAACAUAACAGAAAUGAAAUAGAUGUACAAUCUGUAUAGAAAAGAAGAAUUUAUGUACACUUUAAAAAGAAAAGCAAAUAUAUUAUAGAGAUUAUUAUUAAUGUUAUUAGGUCCAAUAUGCAAAAAGUUCAUACCCCAUGUGUUUUAUAUUGUGGAAUAAAUGUUGAUGUUCAUACAAAA
Molecule: messenger RNA, 7157 nt
Organism: Phyllopteryx taeniolatus (common seadragon)
Lineage: Eukaryota; Metazoa; Chordata; Actinopteri; Syngnathiformes; Syngnathidae
Product: pleckstrin homology domain-containing family A member 5-like
Exons: 32
Coding region: 64-4698 (1544 amino acids)
Cellular component (GO): cytosol
Molecular function (GO): phosphatidylinositol-5-phosphate binding; phosphatidylinositol-4-phosphate binding; protein binding
Source: RefSeq, a predicted model, not a curated record